Messenger RNA from Gigantopelta aegis, 1245 nucleotides. RefSeq lists its product as uncharacterized. The transcript has 10 exons. Bases 256 to 1245 code for a protein of 329 amino acids. Lineage: Eukaryota; Metazoa; Mollusca; Gastropoda; Neomphalida; Peltospiridae. The record is from RefSeq and is a predicted model, not a curated record.
GAAAAGUCAUAUCGGGCGCAAAAGUCUUUGAAUUUCAGAAUUAUGUGGGACAUUUAAACCAAGUUUUUAAAUUUAUAGGGCGCGCAUUUUAGGAUGUAAAGAUCCAAAAAUUAAGUGUUCGUAAGUUUACUAACACAUUACUGUAGCCUGAGUUGGAUUUUUUUUAUUUUUUUUUUCACAAACCACAGCUUCAUGAGUGUAAAGUAACAGUAGACUUCAGACAACCUACAUCAAUUAUAGUUGGAGUGACUAACCAUGUCUAAAACACAGAUCGCUCAAGCAGUGAAAGUUUUGGCUGAGUACAGUGGGGAUGCUGAUGACAAGAACUUGUCCCGAGGUCGAAUUGCCAUUAGUUAUCUUGUUAACAGCUUCCUCACGGAUGUACACAUGGUGUCGGAAUCUCUGAACAAGCUGGGUCAACAGAGCGAGGCGUACAUGUCUCUACAGUGGUGUCAGCACUGCAUCAAGACAAAACCUGACCUGUUCCUGUGCACGCCAACACCCACAGACACUACACCAGCCCUGUCGCAGCUUCGAUCAAGGGAACCAACUCUAGAGGCCAAGCUCUCUAAUGUAUUUUGUUCGUGGUUCAUCGGCAGACUUGUGCGUUUGUUGGGCAUCCCCGACGUCGAGGGCCACCAGACGAAAUGCAUCAACAUCAUCAUACAGCUGCUUCAGAUGAUUCUGUCCCGCGAUUUCCACAUCUUCCGACAACUGACGGCUGAGCUUGUUGGUGCUCUGGGAGAUCUGGUUCAGAUCAGUGAGAAGCUGUGGGAGACACCGGCUGCUGGUUCUCAGGUUCUAGACAAGUUCCUGGUGUCCGUGGAUGACCUGCGCGAGAGUCUCAUUGAUGCGACAUCCGACCAGGAUCAGGAAAUCAGUGUGGUUGAAGUCAAACUCUUUGUGCAAGACACAGACCAGUGUGAACGUCUGCAGCUUGGAAUCACUAAAGUUAUUCAAGUGCUGAUAACUGAUAUUUCCAUGAUGGAUGUUCAUCAGCUUCGCAUUGUGUGGGGAUGUUUGUGCUGCCAUCUAGAGUUUGGUGAAUGCGAUCUCAAAGUUACUUCACUUUCGGUUUUGGCGACCAUCAUUCACGACAGUGGUUUCCCAUUGUUGGAUAUCAUGGAGUAUUUUCUGUCCUGUGUGGAAGCACUGAUAAAGUUACUGCUCUCUGGAUGUCGAGGGUUAGACACAAAGCAAGAACGUGAUACUUUUGGAGGAGAAGUGUGCAGACCUGCUUGGUGA